UUGAAGAAUUGUUACUUGAUGAAUACCAUUCAAUUUCUUCAUCAAUACUAUCUUCAGAAUAUUCCAAGAAACUUGCUUCUCCAUUAAUUGUAGCCAUAAAUGCUUCUCUAUCAACUAGUAAAGAGGAAGAGUCUUCCAAAAUAUUCGAAGACUACUUAUGUUCUUGGUUUAAACUCUUUCAGGAUUCAAUUGCCACAGAAAUGAUGAAUGAUAACAAAUUUUUAUGGAUUUUAAUUUGGAUUAUGAGCUUUCGGGCAAGGUUUAACCUACUAGAAACAGCUACACAAUCAUUACUAAAAUUCAUGAAAUUGGUAUUGGUAGAGAUCGGAGACUCUGAUUAUGAUGAGUUUCCUGACACUUUAUACCUUGUAAAAAAAGGUUCUUGA
Messenger RNA from Funneliformis geosporum, 386 nucleotides. NCBI's taxonomy places the organism in Eukaryota, Fungi, Glomeromycota, Glomeromycetes, Glomerales, Glomeraceae. The record is from the annotation of a GenBank genome assembly.